AUGGCGUCGCGUGCUCACCCGGCCCUCCCCAGCCUCGAUGCCAUGGAGCCGGAGCGGCCGCCGCCGUCCCUCAUGAGCGAGCUCCUCGAGGAGAUCUUCCUGCGCGUCGCCUCCCCUGCGGUCCUCGCCCGCGCCUCCGCCGCGUGCGUCUCGUUCCGCCGCCUCAUCGCUGACCACUCCUUCCUCCGCCGGUACCGCUCCAUUCACCCGCCCCUACUCCUUGGCUUAGUCCACCGCUCUGGUUUCCAACCUGUUGAGGCGCCCCAUCCCUCCGCUGCUGUCGCCCGUGCUGUCGCGUUUUCCUUCGACUACCUCCGUCGCACCAACAAAUGCCGCCGCUGGUAUCCGAUCGAUGUCCGCGACGGCCGCGUCCUCGUCGAGUGCCCUAGGGAGAAAGGCCUCGUCCGGGACCUCGCGGUGUGUGACCCGUUGUCCCAGCGAUACCUGCUGCUGCCUCUCAUAACCGACGACCUACUCGCUUCCAUCGGGCUUGACAGUAGUCUCUUCCAUUUCGGAGCCUCCUUUAUCCCUUCAGGAGGCAUAGAGGAGGAUACAUCAUUCGGUGUGAUCAGCUGGAUACAAUCCAAGUCAAGGCUGGGGGUAUUUAUCUUCUCUUCGGGCUCUGGCUGCUGGAGUGUCAGCACGUCUAUCAGUUGGGGCGAUCUAGGUUUUGACCAAAUUAAUAUGUUGAAUUUAGGUCAAUGUGCGUAUGAUUGCUUCUAUUGGAAAUUGUACGACAUGAGCACGGUGAUCAAGCUCGACAUGAAUAGUAUGCAGUUUUCCACUAUUGACCUCCCGCCUGGCCACGACGAACGGGAAAUCAUCAUUGUGGAAUCAGAGGAAAGCAAGGUUGCAAUGUUUAGUCUUCUGAUUUAUGAUGGCACAUCUGUGGAUUAUUAUACAUUUCCGCAAAAUGGCAGUGAGAAGUCCCAUGAGUGGCAUAUGAAGAGUACCAUCCCCUUGCCUGACCAUUGUACUAGUGAGUGCUACAUUUAUGGUCCAGCUGAAGGAUACAUUUUCAUAGAAUGCGUUCGGGAUGAAGAGGAUACAACAUAUUCAGCGUUUUUCUCACUUGAGAUGAAGUCUUUUAAUAUUGAGAGGGUCGGUAGGACAAGUUUUCCUGCUGGCACCUAUCCAUAUUUUGGUUUCCCACCAUCUAUGUCACCAAGGAGGAUUUAA
Messenger RNA from Miscanthus lutarioriparius, 1179 nucleotides. The record is from the annotation of a GenBank genome assembly. Lineage: Eukaryota; Viridiplantae; Streptophyta; Magnoliopsida; Poales; Poaceae.